CUUGUUCCCGCCCGGGGCCACACGGCUCGGCUCUUCCUGACGUGGCGAGCCGCGAAAGGCCCGCUGGCCUCACCGUGGGCUCCGGUGAUUGGGCGGACUACCUGUUAGGCACAAACAUGUAAAUCCGCAGGUGUCGGCGGUGGCAUGUGGCUCAGUGUUUGGUUUAUGUAAAUAAAGCAGAAGUGAAACCGUGUGCGCUGCGCUGCUCCGGUCUCAGGCGCACAGCAGACGCGCUCAUGCGUCACACAUAUCUGGAGAACAGACUUUGGAUUUAACACGAGACAUGGCUGACACAUCGACUUUGGACUGAGUUAAAACUUUUUUUGUUUUUGGGGUGUCGCACCUGCUGCAUCCACCUGACGCGUGUUUCCGUCCCCGGGCGACGGCUGCGCAGUGAUGCCUCAGCUGUCAGCCGCCGCGGUGCUGCAGCUGGUGCUGCUGCUCUCCGCCGUGCCCGCGCAGUACUUCAUCUCCCGCUGGAGCGGCACCACGGCGGCGCAGCGCUUCCACGCCACCACACGUUUGCUAAAAAUGUGGAAAGACUGGAGGACAUUCUUCGAUGUGUGGAUGGACUGGGCCAGCCAGCAGAUGUCCAAAGUCCAGUCUCUCCUUGGUUUGGCGCAGGAUGAAGAUAUGUUACAACAGUCUCUUGCAUUAGAGGCCAUGGUUUAUGACAACGACCAGGGGUUCUUUGGAGCCUCAAAGACAGCGCGCAGCCCUCGUCCUCCGUACGUGUUUCUGCGGGUGGGAGAAGUGGUGAUGGAGAGGAACGGGAACUUGGUCGGGGUUGUGGUGAGCUGGGACCCUGAGAUGCGAGCCCCCCAAGAGUGGGUGGACAGAGUGUAUGCCAGCUCCGAGGGCAUCACAGCGGCGAACACGCCUCAUUAUAAAGUGCUGUUCAGCGGGCCUGGACCCUCCUCUGUGUUAGUCGGAUAUUUGCCUCAGACACGGCUGGAGCGCAUCACCGGGAUGAGGCCGGACAUUCCCACCUUGGAGAAAUACUUCACACAUUUUGACGGGGAGCGCUUCGUCAUGCAGCCCUGGCUCCGAGAGCUGUUCCCCGAGGACGACAACGAGGACGUCUGACCGCUCGGCUGUGACGCGUUACAUCAACCUGCUAGAUUUUAAAAAAAACAACAGAAAAAAAAAGAUUUGAGCAGAUCAAAUGAUAAUCUUCAAAUACCUCCUUGCUGGAACUCGAUGUGAGGGUGUCUUCCACAACUAAGAGCUCACAUUUGAACAACUUUUAUUUCAUUGUCACAUAAAAAAAAUAAACAGUAUUUUAAUUUGAUUUACCCAAAAAAAAAAACAGAUUAAAAGAAAAACAUUUGAUUUUGCUGCAAUGACAUUUACUGCAGUUAAGUUAAAUGACAGCAAUAAAUGCUUGAAAUGACAAAGUGUUUUAUUUUUAAAUCUAUGUAGUUAUUUUUCCAUGUAUGUAGUUUUUGUGUUGGCUGAGGUAGGGGAAAAAAAACAAAAAAAAAACCUUGACAAACCGCACUUUAAUUCAGCCAAGAAAUAAAAACACUU
Acanthopagrus latus (yellowfin seabream) is the source of this 1530-nucleotide messenger RNA. RefSeq lists its product as uncharacterized. Gene Ontology annotation, molecular function: DNA binding. The coding region runs from base 397 to 1086 and encodes 229 amino acids. The transcript is spliced from 7 exons. The record is from RefSeq and is a predicted model, not a curated record. NCBI's taxonomy places the organism in Eukaryota, Metazoa, Chordata, Actinopteri, Spariformes, Sparidae.